AGUAAUGUAGUAGUGUAUAAUUAGUCACUAUACACAGCUCGAGUCACUUUCAUCUCUUAUGUAACUUCAAUCGCGUAGUUCUCACUCUCUUUCAAUCGUUUUAUAUAGUGUGCAGGCAUAUAGUCAAUACAGGUUACGACGUUGCCAUGUGAACAGUACAAAAAUUAAGUCCAAUGUCUAAAGUCUCAUUGACCGUAGCAAGUGAUUAAAAGUGAAAAUUUAUUUAUUAUCAGCGACUGAGUGAGUGUGAAAAACGAUGGCCUCGUUCGAAGAUAAAUCCGACAUAUGUUCCAGUGGUGUUGGCGAAAGCCAGAUCGAACCCAAAAUACGUUUGGAACAAUUAAAUUAUUUACGACAAAGUGUCAAUUGGAAGUUCGCAGCUAAUCGACUAAAAUAUUACGAUAAUUUUUAUAACAUAGUCUCUAAUUGGAAAGGCCCGCAUCCAAAUCUUCAAGAGAUUAUCAAGCCCAAAAACAUCGACAAACUUCUCUCGGAUCUCAUAAAGAACAAAAAGAUAGACGCAUCGAAAAUAAAACGAAUUAUCGAGUUCGUGGCACGCUGCGGCUACAAAGACGAGCCCAAAGUCGAUAAAGACGGCAAGCCUGCGUUGCGUCGCACUACAGCAGUGCAUCACGCGGCCGUAUCGAAGCACCUCAAGGUAUCCGAGCGUAAGGCUAUACUGCGCGAGCUUUUUGAAAUUUACAACCGAUUCGACGCGAAUUACACCGACGUCAAGUCCGAGGUUACCCAUUUCCAUAUAGCGUGCAAAUUCGGAUGCAACAAAGUCAUCAAGCGAUUUUUAGAACUCGGCCAGGAUCCCGAUCUCGUCGCGAAAAAUCAAUCGGUCGAUCCGCCGCUGCUCCUAGCUACAAAACGCGCCAAAGCCACGGUAAUCAAGUUGCUGCUCAAACACGGAGCCAAUCCGAACUUGACCGACAAAUACGGAUCGACUCCUUUGCACAUUAUUAGUUGGAAAUACGGCGAUGCUGACUUGGCGAAGACGUUCUUCGAUAUCAACGACGACGUCGAACGGACGUUGGAUAUAAAUGCCCGAGACAAGUUCGGUAACACACCGUUGCAGGUGGCUCUGGCCAAUGACCACUGGAAGUUGGCCGAAUCGUUGUUGAGCAGAGGCGGCGACCUAAACCUAAAUUUUUGCGACGAGAUGGGACGGACACCUUUGCACAAUAUUUGCAUGAGAAACGAUCGCUUGGCGAAGUGGCUACUCGGGCUGAGCGGCGAUUUACGCCAGCCGGUGCAAGUCAAUAUCAAUGCUCAGGACAAGACGGGCAACACACCGUUGCAUUAUGCUCUGGAAAACAAUUUGAGUGACACAGCCGAAUGGCUGCUGAGUAAAGGCGCCGAUGUCAACUUGGCCAACGAGGAGGGAUCGACUCCCCUGCAUAAUGUUUGCAAAGGAGAAAGAGUUUCUUUCUUGAAGUCGUUCUUAAAGAACGCCGAGGAAGUCAAUCAGUCGGUGCGGCUCGAUGCCCGAGACAAGUUGGGCAACGCGCCACUGCACUUGGCUCUGCGAUUUAACAAGGACCCGGAGGUGCCUGAAUUGUUGCUGAAAAAAGGCGCCGAUGCCAAUUUGGCCAACGAGGAGGGAUCGACUCCUCUGCAUAUUAUCUGCAAAAGAGAAAGAGUUUCUUUCUUGAAGUCGUUCUUAAAAAACGCCGAGGAAGUCAAUCAGUCGGUGCGGCUCGAUGCCCGAGACAAGUUCGGCAACGCGCCACUGCACUUGGCUCUGCAAUUCAACGCCGACCCGGAGGUGCCUGAAUUCCUGCUGAAAAAAGGAGCCGAUGUCAACUUGGCCAACGAGGAAGGAUCGACUCCUCUGCACAUUAUCUGCGAAAAAGAAAGCGUUUCUCGCUUGAAGUUAUUCUUAAAAAACGCCGAGGAAGUCAAUCAGUCGGUGCAGAUCGAUGCUUGGAACAAUGAGGGCAACACACCACUACAUUUGGCUAUAAAAUGCAACACCGACAAGAAAGUGUCCGAAUUGUUGCUUCAAACAGGCGCCGAUCCCAAUUCGGCCAACGAGAAGGGAUUGACUCCUUUGCACAUUAUUUGCAAAUGGAAAGGAGCUAACUUAUUGACGAUGUUCUUCAAUAUCAACAAAAAACUCGAUCGGACGGUGCAGGUCGAUGCACAGGACAACGAGGGUAACACGCCACUACACUCGGUUACUUUAUCCGGAAACGAGAAGAAAAUCGAAUUCUUGCUGAGAAAGGGCGCCAAUCCUAAUUUGGCCAAUGAGGACGGAACGACUCCUCUGCAUAUUAUUUGCAACAGACGCGUAUUCGAUGACGACUUGGCGGGGCUGUUCUUCGAGGUCAACGACAAAUUGAAUCAGCCGGUGCGAGUCGACGUCAAAGAUAAGAAGGGCCUGACACCGCUGCAACGGGCUGUGAUGAAUUUUCGAACGGAUACCGUCGAUCUUCUCCUGGAUCGUGGAGCUGAUCUGGCUAGCUUCGUUUUUCCCGCCGAGAGUCACUUCGAAGAGAUUUAUGACACGUUGGAGGGUUCAUUGAGCUAUGAUGGAAUGAUAUUGUUAGCAUCUGGGGCUCUGGCCACCGUCGAACGUCUCGAGAGAGGAGGGUAUGAAUUGGAUCGAUGCGACGCCCUGACCAUCAUGAGAGCGUUCGCCGAAUGCAGAUUGUUCGAAAAAUCGUCGGAUCUCGAAAAACAUUGGUACGACGACGAAGAGUUCGCAGAACGAGCGAAGAAGAAGAUGGUGAAACCGAAUCUGUCUUUGUACGAUCUGGUCCGGUUGCAACCCAAACAGGCGGCGAAAUUACUCACGUAUCAAGAUUACACGGAAUUGGCGUCGGGGAAAUUGCGUUUUUGUCGCGUUGAGACUUGCGCUGUGCGUCUGUGCGAGAUAAUAUCGAGAGGAUUUUUUCGCGACUGGGCGCUGGAUUCUUUCAUGCAGUUGAUACAAUAUCGGCUGCCGGUUGAGAUCUGUGAAAUUAUCGUCGACCAGCUCGCGAACCAAGAUUUACAUAACAUUUGCUUGGCGGCUAGCAUCGAACUCCAAAAGGACAACGAAAAAAAUACAACAACAACUGUAUCGAAAUGUGCCGAAAAAAGGCUGAAAAUUGCAUAGUGAAAAUUAAGAAGGUUUUUAUUUAUCCUCGCACGA
Trichogramma pretiosum is the source of this 3142-nucleotide messenger RNA. Its product is annotated as ankyrin-1-like. The record is from RefSeq and is a predicted model, not a curated record. Gene Ontology annotation, molecular function: protein binding. Lineage: Eukaryota; Metazoa; Arthropoda; Insecta; Hymenoptera; Trichogrammatidae. Bases 257 to 3106 code for a protein of 949 amino acids. The transcript has a single exon.